CUUUACGUGCGCGAAAUUCGAAAAAACUUCCGGUCUUGAAACAACGAAGCGUUUAAUUUCGCUACAAAUUUGUAAACAUGCCGCCCCCAAAAGGCUGCAAGCAAGAAAACCAACAUAUUCAGGUUGCUGUGCGGUUAAGACCGAUCAACAGUACUGAAAGGAAGCAGAGUUCAUACUCAGUUGUAGAUGGAAAUGCGGAAAAGAAAGAGGUCACGGUCAAAGAGAGACUUGGUGUCAACCCAACUACUAAGACAUUUAAUUUUGACCAUGUUUUUCCUCAAGAUGUGAAACAACAACAGGUUUACAAGUCUAUUGUUAGCCCAAUCAUCGAUGAAGUUCUUGAUGGAUAUAACUGCACUAUUUUUGCAUAUGGGCAAACGGGCACAGGGAAGACUUUCACCAUGGAAGGUGAGAGGUCAGAUGACCCUAAUAUGUCUUGGGAAGAUGACCCUCUCACAGGCGUUAUCCCGAGGGCCCUGGCUAACAUCUUUGAUCAGCUACAGGCCCAAGCGGUGGAGUUUUCUGUUCGAGUGUCAUUCCUGGAGCUAUACAAUGAGGAAUUGUUUGAUCUUCUGGGAUCCUCCAUCGACCCCCUCCGGCUCAAGAUCUACGAGGACAGCACUAGAAAGGGCUCAGUGAUCAUCCAGGGUCUGGAAGAGAUCGUGGUGAAGAGUAAGGAUGAAGUGUACGAGAUACUCGAGCGUGGCGCCUCCCGCCGACAGACAGCUGCUACACUUCUUAAUGCUUUUUCCAGUCGAUCCCAUUCUGUAUUCACGGUGACAAUUCACACGAAGGAAAACACAAUGGAGGGAGAAGAGCUGCUGAAAACAGGCAAACUGCACCUGGUUGACUUGGCGGGCAGUGAGAACAUUGGUAGGUCUGGAGCUGUGGACAAGAGGGCAAGGGAAGCAGGGAACAUCAACCAGAGUCUGCUCACCCUUGGACGCGUGAUUACAGCCCUGGUGGAGCACGCCCCACAUGUCCCUUACAGGGAAAGCAAGCUGACCCGAAUCCUGCAGGACUCUCUUGGAGGUCGCACCAAGACAUCCAUCAUUGCCACCAUCUCACCUGCAUCAGUUAACCUUGAGGAAACUUUGAGCACCCUGGACUACGCCCACAGAGCCAAGAACAUCACCAACAGGCCAGAGGUGAACCAGAAACUCACCAAGAAGGCUCUCAUCAGGGAGUAUAAUGAAGAAAUAGACAAGUUACGACGAGAUCUGCAAGCUGCCAGAGAGAAAAAUGGCUUCUUUAUUGCCGAGGAGAAUUACAAUGCCAUGCAUGUAAAGUUGACAGCCCAGGACGAUCAGAUCACAGAACUCUCCACCAGGAUUGAGGCCAUGACUGAUGAGCUUAACAAGGUACAAGAGCUGUUCGCAGACACUCGAGUUGAGUUAGAACAGACUGCUGAGAAACUCACGGUCACUCGUGACAAACUUGGAAAGACUCGUUCAACUCUCCACGAGACAAAAGUCACACUGAAAACCACUGAGCUGGACAGGGACAGUCAUAAAUACCUUGUCCAGGAGCUCACAGAGUCGCAGGACACACUGUUUGAAACUGCUAACUCGCUGUUGAAUACAGUGGACGAGGCCACAUCAGAUGUUAGUGGUCUACAUGACAAGGUUGAGAGAUUGAAAACUGUAGAGGCCCACAACCUUCAGACACUAGACAGUUACGAGGAGACCUACAACACGAGUAUAACAACGCUUGAGACGUGUAUUCAGGAAUAUGCUGAGAAGCAGGCUGAGGUGUACGCGGAAAAUUCUAAACACAUAGCACAAAAGGUUGAGCGAAACAAGACCUAUGUCUCCCAGCUUACCACACAAAUGCGUGACUUGCAGUCAUGUUUACAAGAAAACGUCACAGUAAUAUCCCAGCAUGCAAAAGACACCUGCGAACAGAACUCAUGCUGGGCAAAUGGUAUUUCUACAGGGGCGGCAGAUUUUAAGGCUACUGAGUCUAGUCGGUACGAGGCUAUACAGGGCAUUCUGGGGGACAAACUGACCAGGGCUAUGACUCAGCUACAAGACAUUGGUGAAUCACACACACAGAUAUUAGAACUACUUGAAACCCAGCGACAAGAAGGUGAGACCAGUGUGCAGGCCUGGUCAGAACGACUCACCAAGGAGCUUGGGGAUCUGGUUGGGCUGGUGGAGACUCAUACUCGUGUCCAGGAGGAACGCAUCACAGGGCUCCGGGAAUCUCUUGCAUCACUCACUGACAACUACAACAGCAGGCAUCAGAUCAUACAGGAGAAGAUGUCUGAGUUGAUCCAGUUGUCUCAGGAGAACCAUGGUAUAGUGGGACAGAUGUCCUCGGAGGUUGAAAGCAGGACUAAGGAGCUUUGUAGUGAGACUGGAAGCCACCUGUCCUCGGUGCAGGAAUGGAAAUCACAAACAGAAAAGGAGAAUACUUCAAAAGUGGAAGCCAUCAUUGAACAGAAGCUGCAACAUACACGGAGCGCCAGUACACGAAUAUCUGAGGUUCAAGCCAUUGCUACAAAAACACAUGAGGAUUGUACAACAGUGAAGACUGAUAUCAAUGAGCAUGUGACAGCGGGGCAGACGUCACAUGACCAGUACACAGAGCGCCUGAGUGACUCAUGCACACAACAUGUGACGGACCUCAACACGGCUCUCAACACACAUAAUACACAUACUCAGGCUCUUGAGACCUCCGUACAGCGUCAGUGCGAUAAGCUUGUUGAUGUGACUGACCGGCAGUCGGCUGAUCUUGACGGGGACGUGAAAACAGAACGGGGCUGUCUCAACUGGCUGCAGGGGGCCACAGCUCAGUCAGCUGCCCAGUUUAUGGAGGGUCUGAAUCAGAAUAGGGAAGAUAUGAGACGAUACAUACGACAAGAGAUGUCACAGGAUAAACCUACAGGUCUGACCCCAGUCCGGCAUGACUUCCCCCACAAGCGAAAUGUCAGACGGAUAUCAGACCAGCAAAAACUACUGGACAGAUUCCGAUCAGACAACAUGGUGGAGAUUGAGGAAGAGCCUGUUGAUUCUGAUACUGAGCUGGAGAAUGUGAAUGCACAGUGCCUGGUCGUCGUCCAUGGUCCGGACAAUGAGCAAGGAAUAGACACCUCUGGCCACAGCGACAACAUAAGUGUGAAAUCUUCAACAUCUGGUAUCAGUGUGAAAUCAUCAACAUCUGGUGUGUCUGAGAUGUCCGGGUCAGCUUUCAGCACAACAAGCAAGCGCUCAAACCUUGACACCAAAGAGAACGAAAGACAAGGUCGUCCAUUAGGAAACAAAAAGAUGAAGAAAAACUUCAUGAAUGUUACCCCGCGGAAAACAAGAUUGCCUCUUGCAAAUAAACAAUCAAAUGCUGAACAGCAAAAGACAGAAUAGGGUUCAUGACAUUUAUAAAUAGAUUUGACCUUGACCCAGGCGAAAUAGUGUUCAUGACAUUUAUCAAUAAUUUUCAUCUUCAUGUUUUCUAUUUACUCUAUGAAUGAACAACCAGUUAACAUAAUGAUGGACUGUUUUAAAGAUAAAGCAUACCUUUAUAUAUUUGCCAUUGAGGACCAGUAGGGAGUGAAAAUUGAGACAUGAAUAUUUGUACUUAUGCCAUUCUUGUGUUCAAACUGAUGUGAUGAUAUGGACAAAUUUUACCCUGAUUUAUAUGCAUGUCACAACUUGAAUUUCAUAUGAAUAAUGUCUGUGUACACAUGUUUAUUGUAUUGUUUUAUUUGAAAUGCAGUGUCAAAUUUAAAAUGCUAGACUGAUGAUUAGUGGGCAAAUGUUGAUGUGAGUGACACUUAUUUUUAUUCUUCAGCUGAACUAUGAUAUUCAAGGAUUCUCAAGUUCAGGAUUAUCUUGAAAUAAGAUUGAAGGCUUUUAAAACUUCAGGCUAUUAUACAGCUGUGGAGAUUGCUCAGACAUUUGCAUCAAAGAUAGUAGGAAAUACCUUGAAACGAAAAUAAAUGACUGGAAAAAAAUCAAAAGGGUUCUACCCCUUUACCCUGCUUGUCAUGAACCCUCAAACAUUAACAACAGAAAAAGGUGAAAUAAAAAAAAAAAACUCAAAAUCUUAACCAUCUAUAGUGCCUUACAUUUUGUAAAUUGGUGUUUUUUAAGGAGAGGAUUAUUAAUUAGGCAAACACUCUGUCAAUGACAUCCCCUUCUGUGAUGUAACUGAAUGUACUUGUUUUUUUUGUAAAACAUUACCAAUUGGGUAUACUUGUAUGAUUUUGUGUGCAUGUACAUGAAUUCAUUUUAUUUUAGUGUAAUUAUUAACCUAUUUAUGACGAUUUUUAUCUGAAAUAUUAUUUUACAAUGAUGUUUAUAUGUAAUCGAUAAAUAUAUACAGCUUUUAAUUUGGACAUUUAUACUCGAGAUUGAUUUGUCAACAUUGAUAAUCAAUGAUUGAUUUUAGUUUUAGGUGUAUUUCAAUAAGUUUGUGAAUGUUCUAAAUUUAUUGACCAUUUUAAGAAAUGCUUCCAUGUCUAAUUAGAAAAAUGAUACUGGUAGCCAUGUUUUCUAAUCACAUGUUCAACACGACAAAUUUCAUUUAAGAGACUUAGUCCUUUGUUUUACCUUUUAAUUAUGACAUUGAAUGUGUUCUCUAUGUAUUAAAGCGAUUAUUACACUAUAGUAUAUAUGCUUUACAUGUCUUUUUUCUUCCGUCUUGAAUCUAUUUAGUAAUUCACAGUAUCACCCUCUGUUACAAUGAUAUAAUUAUUUAAUUCAUUAAAGUAAGCCAUCCAUCAAUGAUCAUUAUGAUGCAAAGAUGUGUUCGUGUAUUUUAGCUAUUAACAUUACGAUUUUUUUCUGAGUUUAAUUAUAUUGAUUGACCAUUAUAUUAUUUUGCAAUUAUUACAUUUUUGAAAACUUUUAAAGAUAUUCAAACCUUAUAUUUUGUAACUUUAAUAUGAAACUUAUCCAGUAUCUUUUUAUAUAAAUGAUAUAUGGAUUUCCUUAAAGUGAAACAUGAACUCAUCACUAAUGUUUGUACUGUCAUCAGAGUGUCAGUAAAUGCCAGUAUUCAACUCAAGGAUUGGAUGUUACAAUAUUUUGUUCCUUCCUUGCAUAAACCCUACAAUUUCACUGUCUUUGUUUCUACAGCUUCUCAAGUCUAAACCUUCCCUCUUGUGCUUUUGUGUAUCAAUGCUGAUGAAUAAAACAUGC
This is a messenger RNA of Mya arenaria, 5141 nucleotides long. Its product is annotated as kinesin-like protein KIF11-B. Gene Ontology annotation, molecular function: ATP binding; microtubule binding; plus-end-directed microtubule motor activity. The record is from RefSeq and is a predicted model, not a curated record. Gene Ontology annotation, biological process: mitotic spindle assembly; microtubule-based movement. Bases 78 to 3362 code for a protein of 1094 amino acids. Lineage: Eukaryota; Metazoa; Mollusca; Bivalvia; Myida; Myidae. The transcript is spliced from 23 exons. Gene Ontology annotation, cellular component: nucleus; spindle microtubule.